AUGGAGGGCGGCUCAGAGACUUCAGAGCUCCCCAUCGCGCUGCGGCGCACACGGCGCAAUCCGAGUCCCAAGCAAACACCAUGCGCCUCACCUAAGCGGCCCGCACGCGGGAACCUGGCUAUGAACACGCCAAAAUCCAGGAAGGGGCGCGUUCGGUUCUCAGACCCGGGCCCGGAUCUGGCUGGGAAAAAAUACCAAUCCUCAACAGGGUUGACACCUAUGAUACAACGAACCUCUCUUUCCGGCAGUCGGACACCACGUCGACGUUCCACUCCGGCCCGCCUGUUUCCAUCAAACGGCAACGGCAUUCCGGGCUUAGACUCACAGGGCUCUCCGUUUGGCGGCGAAGUCCACUUCCUCCCCCUCCGCCAAGUUCUGGAUGGCCGUGUCAAGCGCCGCAUCCGGCGCAAUGGCCUGAGCGAGGAGAUGAACACCAUAUCAACCGAGAAGAGGCGGCGGGCGGAGGAGACCAAGGCUGAGAUUGAGCGGCUGAGGACCGAGUUGGCCGAGAAGGAUGGGGAAAUCGAGCGGUUGCAUGAUGAGACGGUAGUGCUCGAUACGGAGCGUGUGUGGGACCUAGAGCAACAGGUUGCUUCACUGAAGAGGCAGUUGGCUAGUCGGUCGGGGGUCCAGGAAGUGCCGAGCAGCCCACCUGUUGGGUGGACCAGCGCUGCCCGCGAUCCUUAUUCCGACAAUUUUAUGGAGUUAGACGUCGAGGAUUCCGGGGCGGAGUUCGGCGAGUCCACAAGGGCAGAACUGGCGUGCAGCACUCCCACCAGACGAAUGUGCGCAGCGUUCCCAACGCCUCCAGCCACAAGCCCCGAACCGAAAACCCCCGAGACUCCUUGCCGACAUUUGCCCACGCCGCGCUCAAGUACGGCCAUUCAAACCUCGCUGCCAGACCCAGAAAAGCAGCACCUAGAAGAAGAGCUAGGGCUACUGCGGCUCGAGGUCGCCAAACUGACAACCACACUCGAGUCCUACUCCGCCUUGACCUCCCGGCUGUCAGACAAGCUCACCCCGAUUCUCCCCCAAACCUCAUCCGACGAACCAUCCACAGAGGACCCAGACAUCGAAACCCACCUCACCACCGUCCUCCAAACCCUCUCCGACCGCACCGCAGCCCUCACCGCGCUCGACUCCUCCCUCAAAACCCUCGGCUUCCCCGGCGCCGACGGCUUCGAAGUCCUCGAAUCCCUGCGCGCCUCCCUCCGCACCGCCCGCCUCGAACUCGAAUACCUCACGCCCGGCGAAACCCCCCUCCCGCUAACCGGCGCCGGCUUGGAGGUCCUCACCCUCACCCUCACCCACCUCCGCGACCUCACCCACAAGUUCCGCGACGCAACCGACACCAUCGACGAGUACCACGCCCUCAUCAUCUCCUUACGCAGCCAGCUCCGCGCCCGCGUCGCCGCCACCGACAGCCUCAGUUCCCAACUCACCACGACAGAACACACCGUCCACACCAAAGACGCGCACAUCGCCGCGCUGGACGCCCACCUCGCCGACGCCGCGCAAGCCCACACCCGCGACGUCGCGGACCUGGAAUCGCUCACCGCGCGCCUCGAGACAGACCUUGCCGCAGCGCGUGCGGCUGCUGAGAGCGAGAAUGCCGCGCACGCGGUUGUGGUGGCCGAGCUGGAGGGGCAGCUUGCUGCCGCGCAGGCGCGGAUGGAGGGGCUGCAGGCGGAGAUGGACGCGCUUGUGGUUAAGCAUGGGGAGGAGAGGGGGGUGCUGGAGAGGGCGCAUGGGGCGGCGCUGGCGGAGAGGGAUGCGAGGGUGGUGGAGCUGGAGGGGGAGGUGGAGAGGAGGUUGAGGGCGGAGAAUAGGAGGUUGGGGGAGGUGGGUGUGAGAGAGAGGGGGAGGGCGGAGGAGGUUGUCAGGGGGAUGAGGGGGGAGUUGGAGAAGGUGUUGAGGAUGGGGGAGGGGUUCUUGAGUGGGAACCGGGGGGGUGGGGAGGAUGAAAGUGAGGUGGUAGCGCCGCUGGGUGAGAGUAAGGUUGGGAGGUCGUUGAGUGACUCGGAUGAUGUGGCGAGUCUGUCUGGGAGGACCGGGAAGAGGAGAAAGUAUGACAGUGGGUUGGGGUUCUUGGAUGAGGAAGCCGAUGCUGCGGAUGUGUGA
This is a messenger RNA of Chaetomium fimeti, 2121 nucleotides long. RefSeq lists its product as uncharacterized. The record is from RefSeq and is a predicted model, not a curated record. Bases 1 to 2121 code for a protein of 706 amino acids. The transcript is spliced from 3 exons. NCBI's taxonomy places the organism in Eukaryota, Fungi, Ascomycota, Sordariomycetes, Sordariales, Chaetomiaceae.